AUGGCCAUGACAAAAGAGAACUGGACAGCACCACCUGAUGGUGCAUGCGUCAACUGUCGUGCCCGCAAAGUUCGUUGCGGCCGCGAACGGCCUCGUUGUGGAAACUGCCGUCGCGAUGGAGCUGAAUGUGCCUACUCGUCACCCCCGAAACGUGUGAACCAUAUCAAAGUACUAUGCCAGAACUUUGAGGACAUACAGUCGCGUCUAAUUAUGGUCCAAGAGGACCUAUCGGUCCUGACGACCAUGUUCAAGCAGACCAACAUUGCUACCGGACUACAAACCAAUCCUCCAAAUCCGAAUUCCCAGGACCGAGGCCUCCAUUCAAAAGGGACGGAUAGCGACUGCAGUGAUGACACUGACGGAAACAGAGCGGGACAUAUUUUCCGGGACGCUGACACUCUGAUCGAACAGUAUCACGGCAUGUGGACACUAGUUUCGCAAUGCCACGAUUUCGCUGCCGAUGCGAAGUUUAGCAUGCUAGCUAACGGCGAUGAAACAAUCAAUAAGACCAUUGAGAGCUACGUCAACAAACUCACACAAGACACAGUGGUUGAAGAAUCUGCAGACGUGGGCAAGGUGGCGGUAGACGAGGCUGUUAGGUUGCCAUCGAAGCAAUUCCUCACCGCGAUUCUUGACACCUUUUUUAAGCUUGUCGAUCACACUACAGAUAUUUCCGAGCCCCAGAUAACUUACAGAGCAUUGGAGCGCGUUUACAAAGAGCCAUUAGGACCUUCGUCUGAGCCUUGGGCCAUAUAUUUCAAUCUCAUAAUCCUAGUCGUCCUGGGCGCUGAGAGUCCAAAUCUCAUCGACGACCCAUUUAUUCGCCCUGCUCUACAGGCAUCGCAAGUUGCAAUUAAGAAGUCAAGCUUAUUUCUGGGACCGAAGCUCAUUAACGUACAGACCCUAGCUCUACUGAGCCUCCUUGCCUAUCAUUGCCAGAACGAGGACCUCGGUAACAGACUAUUCAUGCAAGCCUGCAUCCUGGCCAAAGCCAUGGGACUGGAUCAGUCCAUGCAUGGCCUUCAGGCGUCCGGCCUGUCAGAGAUCGAAGCAGCAGAGAGAAGGAAGGUGUACGAAUCCCUUUUCAUCCGCGACCAGUGUGCGGCGAUUACGCGAGGGACAAUAAGCUGGUUGCCGAACAGUAGCAACAAUACGUCCUCAGUCAGCCUGCGGGAUGUGAAGUCUUGUUCCAGCUCAAAUUACCAAUCACGUUAUAACCUCGCUCGAACACAGAGUGAGAUGUCAUCAGUCCUUAGUCCCGGGGCUUCCAGGAGUAACAAUCAGCGUGCUGCUCUCUCUGAACUACAAGAUCGGCUGAUGGUUUGGUCACAAGAGAUUGGCGUGCCAUCUGCCACGCCUCCAUCAACGAUGGAGAAUGUGUCCAUACACUUGGCUUUCCUAAGCACGCGCAUCCGGCUAAACCAGGCCAUAUAUGGCUACGAUUCUACGGUUGCCAACCAACUCUUGCACGACUCUCGUUUAUGCUGCUUACUACUUGUAGCAUCUUGCUGCAGACCAGUUACUGAUGACCUUUUGCGGAGACUCCACUGCCUUCUCAGAGAACAGACAUCUACAACAUCGCCAGCGGAAAGGCAAGCACCCUUAUUCGCAUCACCAUCGUCGUCGCAGUCAUCGUCAUCGCCGUCAUCCCCACCGGCAUCACCACUUCUAGCAGCCGCCGAUAUUGCUAGCAUCCUUCCUCACUCUCCGCCAGGUCCCACUCUCUCUAUUCACAAACUAUGGGCAUCUUUUCCUCCUUCUGCAGUGUUCAUCUUGUCUAGGAAUUUAAUGCAGAUUCGUCUAGUUCCUUCUUCGACCGGACAUUCCGACCCGCCGAAAUAUCAACCCAAGGACAACCAACAGAGUGUGGACGCGCGCGAAGACCUCCUUUUACUCGAUGCCUUGAGACAGAUUACGCAACCAGUGGGUGCCACCGCAAAUUUUCAGUUGUCAUGCAGCACCAAUAAGCUGGGGAGCGUGCUACAGGACGUUGUAGAGCUGCUAAUCGCCGUGACCCAACCUCGAGCCAACUUGAUGGAUACUCUUACUCCCAUGUCGUUUCUGCUACAAGAGCCCUCGCAAAUAUUUGACAUUGAAAGUUUCGAAGCAUACGGCCUGCCAAAUGCGGAGACGUCGGGGCUUCCUUGGCCAGUUUCAAGUGCGCCGGAUAUAGGGUCGACGUCUGAAUCUGGAUAUUCCUCAGCCGCAUCCAAGUGUGUUUGGGAUAAACAGGUCGAGCUACCACAGUUCUCAGAUCAGUUUCCAAUGGAAGGCUUGUCUUGGCCGAUAAAAUUUAGCGAUGAUGUUGCCGAGGAGCGUCAGGAAUCCAGAUCUGGAGGUAUGGGAGACCAAGUAUCCAGUAGGAGUAAGAAAAGACAGAGAGGGUCGGCAAGCCGUAGCAACUCGAGUGGCUACAGAUCUGAUAGCAGACGUAGUGACUAA
This is a messenger RNA of Metarhizium acridum CQMa 102, 2442 nucleotides long. Lineage: Eukaryota; Fungi; Ascomycota; Sordariomycetes; Hypocreales; Clavicipitaceae. The record is from RefSeq and is a predicted model, not a curated record.